This is a messenger RNA of Carassius auratus (goldfish), 3757 nucleotides long. RefSeq lists its product as uncharacterized. Gene Ontology annotation, biological process: regulation of mitotic cell cycle; negative regulation of apoptotic process; protein autophosphorylation. NCBI's taxonomy places the organism in Eukaryota, Metazoa, Chordata, Actinopteri, Cypriniformes, Cyprinidae. Bases 1724 to 3466 code for a protein of 580 amino acids. Gene Ontology annotation, molecular function: ATP binding; protein serine/threonine kinase activity. The record is from RefSeq and is a predicted model, not a curated record. Gene Ontology annotation, cellular component: cytoplasm. The transcript is spliced from 8 exons.
UACAACAGCUCCGCCACCAGCGCCUCAGGCAAAUCGAUCAUACAGCUACAACAGCACCGCCAUCAGCGCCUCAGGCGAAACGGUCAUACAGCUACAUCAGCACCACCAUCAGCGCCUCAGGUGAAAUGAUCAUACAGCUACAACAGCACCGCAAUCAGCGCCUCAGGUGGAAUGAUCAUACAGCUACAACAGCACUGCCAUCAGCGCCUCAGGUGGAACGAUCAUACAGCUUCAACAGCACCGCCACCACCGUCUCAGGCGAAACGAUCAUACAGCUUCAACAGCACCGUCAUCAGCGCCUCAGGUGGAACGAUCAUACAGCUACAACAGCACCGCCACCAGCGCCUCAGGUGAAAUGAUCAGCUACAACAGCUCCACCAGCAGUGCCUCAGGUGAAACAAUCAGCUACAACAGCACCGCCAGCAGUGCCCCAGGAGGAACGAUAAUUUGGUUACAACUGCACCGCCAGGUGAAAUUAUCAUACAGGAACUACAGCUCUGCCAGCAGUACCUCGGGUGAAUAUGGGAGCAAUUUUGAGUGGAUGUGAGAAUAGCCACAAUAUUUUGACCAUCAUACAUUGUUGUUAUUGUUUCUUAUGUUUCAUGAUGCAACAAAACUUUUGAUUCUGCAUUUUGACUUUGACUCUGCAAUAGGUAUAUCUAGGUUGUGAUUUAUUUCUGUUUUAGUUGUCUUCAGCCAUUUUGGUGUGUUAAACUUGAUUCAGUUUUGGACUUCCCAUUUUUAUGUUUAAAUGUACAUUGUGAUAAACAAGGUUCUGUUCCAUGGUGUUCAGCAAUUUUAUGGACAAAAAUAAUAAAACUAUUAAAAUAUCAAAUAAAUAAGUAUUGUGAUACUUGUUGACACAGUGACACUCUUGUCCCAUAAAUUAUCUCUAUACCACGAUACUAAAUUAAUAUGUUGUCCCACAGCGAAUUUUUCUCGCUUCACUGAAACACGCCCGCCCCCCUCCUCCCCCGAGAGAACGUCAGUAGAUUAUGACGUCACACGGUGUAAACUGUACACCCGCGCGCUCUGAAGUCUGAAGAUCACUUCAGUUCAGUGAGAUUCCGAGCAGAAGCGAAGACGUUCACCUGAGCAGAGACUCGAAGUCCAUCCAGACGGACAGUUGACUAAAAUUCAGCAAGUUUGACAUCGAUACAGUCAACACGCGUUUCUCCUGCGUUAGAGUCAGAGGAGCUCUACUUCAGCAGCUCAGUGUCAGCAGAAGUUCAGCUGAUGUUCAGCUGAUGUUGAGUGAGUCUCCACAGACAGCUGGAGGAAAAAGCUCUUCAGAACAACAGGCUUCUCCCACAGCAGCCGCUAUGGAGAACCGCCCAACAGAAAAAAAACCAAAAAGAGGAAGACAAAAUGCAUCCAUGCAUUCUUCCGGCGAAUUUGGAAGGCUUUAAAGCUUUGCACCCUACACUGCUACGGGGACGAUAUAUUGCCCCCAUUUCCAUCCGAUGAUCCAGCAGAUCUUCAGCCAGGUUUAUCUGGCCUUGAAUGGGCGUUAUCAAUCGAUCCAUGUCCAUCUGGUUUGGAGCUGACAGUUAACACCAAUCCGGCUGAUCCUGAUGGGUCAUUGGUCUCAGAACCAUCCAGUCUUGAGGUGAUAUCUGACAGUGAUCAGGCUGAUCCAGAGCCAUCACCUGUCCCAGGUCCAUCCAGCCUCGAUUUAAAGUUAACACUGGAUCCAGGUCUAUCCAAACUGGUUUCUGAGACAAUGAAUAUCCCAGGACUAUCUAGUCUUGAUGUAACACCUGUACCAAGUCUAACCAGUAUUGAGAUGAAACCGCACAUGGAUCUAACCGAGCCCAAGCCAUCAUCUGUCCCAGGUCCAUCUGGUUUUGAGGCAGCUGUUGGAAAACAUUCAACAAAGAGGAAGAAGAAAGGCAUCUGUGCAUUCUUCCGCCGAACAUGGAGGGUUGUUAAGUGUGCUGCUCUCUGUUGCCAAAGGGGCAACGAAGUGGCUCCAGAUCCAUUUGCCAAUGACCCAGUGGCUCAACAGGAAAAUUCAGAUCUCCAGCCAGAUUUAUUCAGCAUUGAAUGGCUGACACUUAAUGCUGAGCCAACAUAUCUGGAGCCAUCACCUGUCCCAGGCCCAUCCAAACUGAAUAAUGAGCCAAUGCCUGCCCCACAUCAGUCAGGUUAUGAGCCACCUGUUGAAAAACAAAGAAAAAUCAGGAUGAAGAAAGACAUCCGAGCAUUCUUUCAGCGAACAUGGAGGACUGUUAAGUUUCCCUCCUUGGCCCCAGAUUCAUGUCGAGUUGAGCCAGUAGCUCACUGGGAUCAAGUGGACCUCCAGCCAGGUCUAUCUGGUCCCUUGUGGUUGUCAAGGAAUGAUCCAGGUCCAUCUUGUUUCGAGGUGACCGUCACGGCCAACCAAAAUCCACCUGAUUCUAAGCCAGAUCCAUUCAGCCUCCAGUCACACUUAACACUUGACCCAGGCCCAGCUGGUCUUGUAGUUGAGUUGACAUCUGUCCCAGGACCAUCCAGUCAGGAGAUAAUGCCAGUCUAUGGGUCUGACAUGGGUCUGGAUGUUCCUGAGCUAAAACCCAUUCCAGGCUCCAGUCUCGUUCUGACAGCUGCUGUGGAUCUGAUUGAUCCCGAGCCGUCAUCUGCCUCUGGUUCAUGCAGCUGCAGGCGGACACCUGACACUGAUCUGGACAAUUCUAAACAAAAACAUGUCCCAGUCCUAUCUGGUUUUUGGCCAACUGCAGCAUCAUUUUCCUCCCGUUAUGAUAUGGGAGUGAAGUUGGGACAGGGAGCCUUUGGUUCUGUGUAUAAGGGGACUCACAGAUUUAGUGGCCAGAAGGUUGCUAUCAAAUGUAUACGUAAGAAGCCAUGGAACAGCUUUAUUAAUGUGCCUGGAUCUACAGAACCUCUGCUGUCAGAAGUGGUUAUAAAUGUGAUGGUGUGCGCACCUCCGAAAAGCCCCUACAUUGUACAAAUGAUCGAGUGGUUUGAUCAGACACAUCAGUUCGUCAUAGUUAUGGAAUAUCCACAUCCAUGUCAGACCUUGCUGGAAUUUACCAUGUGCCAUGGAUGUUGUCUGGAUGAAUCUGUGGCACGUGGUUUAAUGCGGCAAGCGGUGCUUGCAGCCAAACACUGCAUUGAACGGGGCAUCUUACACAAUGACAUCAAGACGGACAACAUGCUGGUCAACACAGAGACACUGCAGCUCAAACUUAUAGACUUCAGCUGUAGCAAACGUAUUAACAUGUCUUGCUCUGAAGAUCAUCAACAGGCGGUUGGAUCAACAGUCUGGUCUUUGGCUAUGUUACUUUUGGAGAUAGUAAGCGGAGACCAGCCCAUGAGUGUUUUUCUCUCCAAAGCACGUCAUCCUUUGAUACCAAAUUUCUCCAGUGGUGAGACAACAGCACACAACAAUAAUACAAACAUACCUUUUUGGCACAAUAUCAGAGUGUUCAAUUUCCCAGCUACUAAAAAUAAAAGGGAAAACUGAUAGACAGAAUACAUUAUAAUUGAUAUUUAAAGUACAGUAAGUGUAACACACAGGAGAUUGUCCCUGUUUAAAAUUGAAUACAGUACGAAAUACUAUGCUUUCCAGAAGCUUUUCAUACAUGACAACAUGCCUGUGCUAUGCUGUCAUUAAGAGCAUACAUGACUAACCAGCUUUUUCCUCUUUGAAAACUUGUACAGAGUUUCAAGAUCUGAUAGAGCAGUGUCUGGUCAGGCCUCAAACCAAGACGUUAGAGCAGAUUUUAGAACAUCAGUGGUUUAAGCUGGACUGAGG